CAAACGGCAAAGGCGACAAGGAGGAGGAGGAGGCAGAAGGCUGCCGGUGCGUGCCAGGCACGUGUGUGUGUGCGUGUGUGCCAGUCGGCGUGCAUAGUAGCGGUAGCUCGACACACGCGCGGUGGCAUACACACAAAGCGCUGAUAACGCGCGCACACGAAGACGCACACGUGGUGCCUUCAUUCAUUCUCUCUUGCGGCACACGUGUGUGCGUGUCUGAGCGGGACGGCGCUGUGGAUAUCGUAGGAGGUGGGUACACGGGACACCAUCAGAGUUGAACCACAGGGACACCUCAACUGACCUCAAGCCCAGCGCUGUGGCUGGGGCAAGGCAGACGCGGCAGGGCAAGGUCAAAGGUAGAGCUGGAGCAAGGUGGAGCAUCAGCUGCUCCAGGAUGCGGUGGAGAACGCGACAACAGCAGCAGCAGCAGCGUCACCGAUGGACAACGAAGGCGGCAGUGAGCGGAGGUCGCCUCACCGGAGCGGCCCUCGCCGUGCUCGCUUGUCUCGUGAGCGUGCACGCCGAGCGACACAUCCACAGAUUCCCGUCGGAAAACCCCGCGUGGCCUCUCAACCACCUCGCGGUGCACGAGCGCACGGGCGCCGUGUACGUGGGCGGCGUGAACCGCGUGUACCGCCUGGCGGGCGACCUGCGGCUGGGACGCGCGCACGAGACGGGCCCCGCGCGCGACAACCGCGACUGCUACCCGCCGCCGAUGGUGGAGGCGUGCAGGCGCGAGCCGGCGCCCACCGACAACGUCAACAAGCUGCUGCUCCUCGACUACGCGGGCGACCGACUGCUGGCGUGCGGCAGCGUCUACCAGGGCGUGUGCCAGCUGCUCAAGCCCGACGACCUCUUCAAGCUCGGCGAGCCCAUGCACCGCUCCGAGCACUACCUCUCGAGCGUCAACGACAGCGCCACGAUGUUUGGCUUCGUCGUGCCGCGGCGCGGCGGCGGUGGCGGCGGUGCUGGAGGAGGAGGCGGAGGAGGGGGGCGGACGGUGGGCGAGGACGGUGGUGGCGCGGUGCCGGAUGAUCGCGCGGCGGCUGCGGCAGCGGCGGCGGCAUCGGAGGACGAUUCGACGCGCGCGACGCCGCGGCCGCCGUUUCCGUCGGACGCGUCGAACGUCGGAUCGACGACGAUCACCCAGCAGCAGCAGCAGCAGCAGCAGGAGGGGUCGGAGCGGCGGCCGCGGCAGGACGAGUCGAGCGGCGAGAGCGUGCUGUUCGUGGGCACCCCCGUGGGCGGCAAGGUGGACUACUUCCCGACGCUGUCGAGCCGCACGCUGAAGAGGGACGCGGAGGACGCGGACAUGUUCGGCUACGUCUACCACGACGAGUUCGUGUCGUCGCAGCUCAAGAUCCCGUCGGACACGUUGUCGUCGUUCCCGGGCUUCGAUAUCUACUACGUCUACGGCUUCCAGAGCGGCGGCUUCGUCUACUUCCUCACGGUGCAGCCCGACACGAGGAAGCUGUCGAGCGACGCCGAGCGGAGGUCGCACUUCGCCUCCAAGAUCGUGCGUCUGUGCGAGGGCGACACUCACUUCUACUCCUACGUGGAGCUGCCCAUCGCCUGCGUCAAGGACGGUGUGGAGUACACCUUGCUGGAGGCGGCCUUCACCGCACCGCAGGGGGCCGGCCUGGCGGCGUCGCUGGGCCUCGACGUGACCGAGGACGUGACGCUCGCCGUGUUCUCGCGUGACCGGCGAGACCGUUCGAGUCCGCCGGGCGACACGGCGCUGUGCGCCUUCCCGCUGCGCGACGUCAACCGCAGGAUCCGCGAGCGCAUCCGGGACUGCUACCUGGGGCAGGGUCGCCUCGAGCUGGGCUGGCACAUCAAGAAGGACAUACCUUGCUGGUACGCGCCGGUGAAGAUCGAGGAGGACUUCUGUGGCCUGGACACGAACCAGCCCCUGGGGGGUCUCUCGCGCAUCGAGGGGGUCCCGCUCCUCGCGGCCGAGCCCGGCGACGGCAUGACGUCGGUCAUCUCCUACGUGCACGGCAACCACACGGUGGUGUUCGCCGGUACGGCCGGGGGCAGCCUCAAGAAGAUCCGCGUGGACGGGGCGUGGGAGGGCGGAGCGGUGCUCUACGACGAGCUGCGCGCCUCGCCCGGGGAGCCGCUGCUCCGCGACAUGGCGUUCGCGCCCGACCGCCGCCACCUCUACGUCCUCUCCGCGAAGCAGGUGAUGCGCGUGCCCGUGGAGACGUGCCACCGCUACGUGGACUGCGGACAGUGCCUGGGGUCCGGAGACCCCCACUGCGGGUGGUGCUCGCUGCACAACAUGUGCUCGCGGAGGGAGCUGUGUCCACGCGCCGAGGAGCCCAGGAGGUUCGCGGAGUUCCCUGCGGAGUGCGUGCGCCUUCACGUGCGGCCCGUCAGCGUCUCCGUCAGUGCCUCCAGCGUGCCGCUCGUGAUCACGGCGGAAAACGCCCCCGAGCUGUCGGGCGGAGUGAACUGCACGUUUGGCGGUCACGCCGAGGUGGAGGGGCAGCUCGGCGAGGGCAGCAUCACGUGUCUCUCGCCGUCACACAAGCAGAUCCAGGGCAUCGCCAUCCAGCCCGAGGGCACGAGGGUGGUGCGCCUGCAGCUCCGCUCUCGCGAGACGGGGCUCGAGUUCGUGGGGACCGACCUCACCUUUUUCAACUGCAGCGAGCACGAGUCGUGCCUGUCUUGCGUGGGGAGCCCCUACCCCUGCCACUGGUGCAAGUACCGUCACGUGUGCACCGACAACCCGCACAGCUGCACCUUCCAGGAGGGCCGCGUCAACGUGUCCGAGCUGUGCCCCCAGCUGGUGGCAGCACCGGGCGGCUCGGAGCUGCUGCUGCCCGCGGGCAGGGAGCGCCGAGUCGCCAUCGGGGCCCGCAACCUCCCGCAGCCUCAGUCGGGGCAGCGCGCCUACUCGUGCGCCCUGCGCGUGCAGGGAGUCACGCUCAGGGUGGCCGCGCUGCGCUUCAACAGCUCCAGCGUGCAGUGCCAGGACGCCACGUACAACUACGACGGCGACUUCAGCAACCUGACGGUGGAGUUCUCCAUCACGUGGAACGGAGGCUUCACCAUCGACAACCCGGCCAACAUCACGAUCUCGCUCUACAAGUGCUGGGCAUCGCGCGACACGUGCGGUCGCUGCCUGAGUGCCGACAAGCGGUUCGAGUGUGGCUGGUGCGGCGGUGGCCGCGCUGCUGCUGCUGCCGCUGGCGGCGCGGCUGCUGGGAACAGCGGUGGCGGUGGCGGGCGGUGCACCCUGAAGCAGGAUUGCCCAAACGACCGCUGGCUUCAGCGGGGAGAGGAGGAGGAUGAGGAGGAGGGAGCAGCUCCGACUCGCUGUCCCAACCCGCGCAUCUCCCAGUUCUAUCCAAGCUCGGGCCCCAGGGAGGGCGGCACGCGUCUCACCAUCCGCGGAGAGAACCUGGGCCUGGCGUUCGGGGAGGUCAGCGCUGGCGUGACGGUGGCCGGGACGCCGUGCCACGCGCUGCCGGAGGGAUACGUCCCGUCUGAGCAGAUCGUCUGCGAAAUCGAGGGGGCGACCCAGGGGACCCCCGAGAGGGGCCCCGUGCGCGUGUGCGUGGGGGACUGCACCCCCGAGUACACGGCGGUGUCGAGGCACGACUACGGCAUCUUGAGCCCGGCCGUGUGGGACCUCCGACCGUCGAGGGGUCCGGUGUCGGGCGGCACGAGGAUCACCCUGAUUGGCCACGACCUGGACGCCGGCAGCGAGGUCAAAGUUCAACUGGGAGAUCUACCGUGCCGCCUGGAGAGCCGCUCGCGCUCGGAGGUGGUGUGCGUGUCGGGCGCCAGUGGCCGGCUGCACAACGCGACGGUGGCGGUGUGCGUGGACCGCGCCUGCCUCGCCCCCGCUCUGCACUUCCGAUACCAGGAGGACCCCCGCAUCCUGAGCGUCAGCCCCGAGUGGAGCAUCUGCAGUGGGGAGACGCCGCUCACGGUGACGGGGCAGAACCUGGGAUUGAUCCAGCAGCCCAAGGUCCGGGUCCUGCACAGCGGUCGGGAGACCAUCAAUACGUGCGUGGUCUACAACGACACGCGCAUGGUGUGCAAGGCGCCGAGGAUCACGACGGAGCCGCUGGGGCCCGCCGGCCUCGAGCCGGGUCUCGGCCCGUCGCGAGUCGACGAGUUCGGCUUCGUGCUCGACGCGGUGCGCUCGGCGCUCGUGGUCAACGCCUCCAGCUUCCUGUACUACCCGGACCCGGCCUUCGACGUGCCCCUCGCUGGCGCCGUCCACGUCAAGCCCGGCACGCCCAUCAUCCUCAAGGGCCGCAACCUGACGCCGCCGCCCUCUUCCGGGGGGCUCCGCCUCAACUACACAGCGCUCGUGGGGGGCCGCGUGUGCACCGUGGCGAUCUCCGAGACCCAGCUGCUCGUCGAAUGCCCCCCCAACCUCACCGGCCGGCACACGCUGACGGUGUGCGUGGGCGGCGUGGAAUUCGCCGCCAUCACCGUGCAGCUCUAUCCGGACAAGUUGCUCACGCUGCCCACCAUCGUCGGCAUGGCGACGGGAGGAGGGCUCCUCUCGCUGGUCGUCGUGGCGAUGCUCAUCGCCUACAAGCGCAAGUCGCGUGAGAGUGACCUCAACCUGGAGCGGCUGCAGACGCAGAUGGACAACCUGGAGGCGCGCGUCGCCCUCGAGUGCAAAGAAGCGUUUGCGGAGCUGCAGACAGACGUGGACGAGUUGACGAGCGACGUGGACGGCGCCGGGAUCCCGCACCUGGCGUACCGCACGUACGCACUUCGCGUGCUCUUCCCGGGCAUCGACGACCACCCGGUGCUUCGGCCACUCGAGGUGGCUGGCCACGGGCAGGAGAGCGUGGAGAAGGGCCUGGCGCUCUUCGAGCAGCUGCUGGGCUGCAAGCUCUUCCUGCUGGUGUUCGUGCGCACCCUGGAGGCGCAGCGCGGCUUCUCGAUGCGCGACCGCGGCAACCUGGCGUCGCUCGUCAUGGCCGCGAUGCAGGGCCGCAUGGGCUACGCCACGGACGUCCUCAAGCAGCUGCUCGCCGACCUCAUCGCCAAGAACCUCGAGAGCAAGGGACACCCCAAGCUACUGCUGCGGAGGACCGAGUCGGUCGCAGAGAAAAUGUUGACCAACUGGUUCACCUUUCUACUCCACAAGUUUCUCAAGGAACGAGCGGGCGAGCCCCUCUUCAAGCUGUACUGUGCCAUCAAGCAGCAGAUGGAGAAAGGUCCGAUCGACACGGUGAGCGGGGAGGCACGAUACUCGCUCAGCGAGGACAAGCUCAUCCGCCAGCAGCUGGAGUACCGCACGCUGACCCUGAACUUGGUGAACCCGGAGAGCGAGAAGGGCCCAGAGGUUCCGGUGAAGGUGCUCAACUGCGACGCCAUCACCCAGGUCAAGGAGAAGCUCCUGGACGCGGCCUACAAGAACGUGCCCUACUCGCUGCGGCCCCGCGCCUCCGACCUCGACUUGGAGUGGCGGCCCGGCAGGAUGGCGCGGGUCAUCCUGCAGGACGAAGACCUGACGACGAAAAUCGAAAACGACUGGAAGAGGUGCAACACCCUGGCUCAUUACCAGAUUCUGGACGGCUCAGUGGUGGCGCUGGUGCCAAAGCAGCUGCCCACGUGCCACCUGGCGCACCUCUCGCUGACGCGCUCGCUGCCAAGCCGCUACGAGAGCCUGGCCCGGUGUCCCGGCAGCCACGAGAGCCUGCGCUCGCGAGCGCCCAUGAUCACGCCCGAGCUGGAGAGCGGCACGCGGCUCUGGCACCUGGUGAAGACUCACGACCACCCCGACCAGAAGGAGGGCGAGCGUGGCAACAAGAUGGUGUCUGAGAUCUACCUCACCCGCCUGCUCACCACCAAGGUGACGCUGCAGAAGUUCGUGGACGACCUCUUCGUCACGGUGUUCGGCAUCUCGCACGGCGGCUCGACGCUGCCCCUCGCCAUCAAGUACAUGUUCGACUUCCUGGACGAGGAGGCCGACCGCCACCAGAUCCACGACGCCGACGUGCGCCACACGUGGAAGAGCAACUGCCUGCCGCUGCGCUUCUGGGUGAACGUGAUCAAGAACCCGCAGUUCGUGUUCGACAUCUACAAGAGCAGCAUCACGGACGCGUGCCUCUCCGUCGUGGCGCAGACCUUCAUGGACUCGUGCUCCACCUCGGAGCACCGGCUCGGCAAGGACUCGCCCUCCAACAAGCUCCUCUACGCCAAGGACAUCCCCAGCUACAAGCACUGGGUGGAGAGGUACUACGCCGACGUGGCCAAGAUGCCCGCGAUCAGCGACCAGGACAUGAACGCCUACCUGGCCGAGCAGUCGCACCUCCACGCAUCCGAGUUCGACACGCCGAGCGCCCUCAACGAGAUCUACGCCUACGUCAAGAAAUACCACGCCGAGAUCCUCGGCGCGCUGGAGCGAGACGACCAAGCGAGGAGGCAGCGUCUGGCCCAGAAGCUGCGGCAAGUCAUCGUCUGCAUGAGCUGGGAAGGCUGACGGCGGCGGCGAAGCCAUGACGGGGUCACAGCGACGGCGGUCGUGGUGGUGGUUGUUGUUGCGGUGGUCGCGGCGGUUGGUGGACACGGUGGCGGGGAGAUAAUUAGGUCGCCACCAUCCUCCCCGCACCUCCUCAUCGUCUCCUCCUCUGGCAAUCUAACAGACUCGGUCACCGGGGCACGCCGCCGAUGCUCGGACGAGCGUCGCGACGUCGCCCGAGGAACUUUUGAAACCUAACUCGGGCGGAAUUAUUUUUUUAUUUAUGAUCGUCAACAUUAACUUUUUUGUUUUUGUUUCAACAAAAAGCAACGACUUGACCGCCAUCGCCGAGUCGACGUCGUUGAGUCAGCGUUGAGUCGUCGUUGAGUCGUCGUUGAGUCGGCGCGACGCCACAAACACAAACGAAUCUUCCCGGGAUGUUUGGCAACAAAAUAGAAACUUCCCCAGUGGGCUGCUGUCAAGAAUCAGUCGUACCUCUGGCCCGGCCCACGACCCCGGAAAAAGUUCAAGCUGCGGAUUAGACAUCGCGCUCGCAGCUCGCAACCGGAAGCUGAAGAACACACACGCACGCCCCCCCCCGAUCCCCCGCCUCUCCCCCGCCGCCACACUCCCUGUCAGUUUUCCCGCGAUACUUGGGACAAGAACGGAAACGCAAAAAUAUAUAAUUGAUCAAACGAGCGUGUUUGUUUUUGUUCAUCGAGACAGGCAGCUUCCAUGAAUGUUAUUUUAGAGCGUGUGCAAUUUUAUUUUGGGGAUCGUGCGCUUUACACUGAAUGCUGUGUUCAAAAUUCGUGGAAUUUUUUUUCUUUCGUUCCGUUUGUACCCGUUUGUUCAUGAAUGCGAGCAUGUCAAGAAUGAUGGAAUUCCUCCACUUUGCCUGAUCUGGCUGCCUGAUCGCCUGGUCGCUUGGCUGGUUGGGGCACCAAAAACUCCACGGUCAGCUGUUUCAAUGUUUGGUGUCAACCUGGCACGUGACAAGCUUGCCUCUCCAAGAACCGCCUUCCUCUCCGAUCCACACAAUCCACACGGUCAACGCGAGACCUUCGCGCUUCCCCAUCAGCCGAUAGAGUUUCCAAAUCGUCCACGUUCUUAAAAGGACAUCUCCGAUAUUCGAUAGUUUCUGAUUCCAUGUCUCCGGCCGAAUGUUGAGAGUAAAAAAAAGAUUUUGUCAUUUUUUUUGCGGGGCAUAGGCGGUUGCGAGAAGCAUUGUCCAUACUGGGUGAGGGUUUGUCUGCUCAGGCAGACGCUAACCAGUGAAGCUGGACACAUUUGGUUGGAUCCAAAGCCCCGUCGGCUCAUGGAUUGAAACAAUAGUUUAUUUCUAGCCGUACACAGCAGGACGAUGGGCCGAUUAUUUAAUCAUUUUACGCAUCACCUGUGGGUACUCUACGGUGGCAUGUCAAUGGGUUUCGUAGAGGGAGACUGGCUCGCAGUGUUUUUACGAGCGAAGAAAAAAACUCCCAGUGCCCGCACCGAUGUUUGCCACCUGCCGGGAAUCCAACUUGGAUCCGGGGGUCCCUGGCGCAGUCCACUGACCGCUGCACCACCGCUCCACCUGAAACUGUUAUAAGACAGCAUUAAUGGACGCAAGUGGUCAUCAUUAUUACCAAUUAAAUAUUUAUACUCUAACAAUUAAUCGGUGGCUACGCAGUGUUAAGACUGCCCUCUCUGUCUCAUCUGAAGAAGGGGCCCUUGCCCGGGGCACUCGACCUACCGCCGCACAGCACUAACCGGAUCAGUGCUGACGCGUUCCUAAAAUCGGUGUUGCUUGUUACGGGCCGGCGGUCCUCGCCCCGAUGCAGCGUCGCUUCGCAAACCCGAGGGCGAUGCUUCCCUCCGCCACCGCGCUCCAUCAAGAGGCCACGAUCCCGUUGAGGGUCGCACAACCAACCGGGACACAUCAUGGGCAGAGGAGGAAGACGAGAGGGGUGGGGGGGAAAGGUGUUAUUUUCCUAAACCAGGACAGGUGGCAAACCCUUCGUUGUGAUCGUUACCAAGUGGCCGUUAGAAACAGGAUCUCGACAGGUCCAGUGACAAUGAUCGGUAGUGUCCGGGCUAUCGUGGGGCUGAGGGUGGGGGGGGGGGUGCGGAAGGGAAGGGGGGAUUGGGGACUGCCACACGUUCAACUCGUUUUGUGAGCCGGUGGCCUGAACGAUAAUAGUGGGGCCACUACUUCAGCUCUUCCGAACUGGUGGUUUAGACAAGGCUGAGAGCAUUGCACGUGCCACAUGGUGGUCGCGUUGAGAUGUGUGCGAGGCACGAUGGGAGCCGUGCCUUCCCGACGUUUGCGAGCCUCACACCUGCGUGCGUCAUCCAUUCUGUUUUAUCGGCUGUGGUGGUGGCGUAGAUUUCCAUGUUUUAUCUAAUCAGAGAUUGGCUUCAGGUGGUUCUGUGUUUUAGUUGAGUUUUUUCUUUUUUUUAUUAUUUUGUUCAAGAGGGCAGGAUUGCAGCACCACACCAAAGUCUGCGGGUGGCACGGGUCACGUGUGCUGAUUCCAGGUUACAGGUUGCCCUCGCUUUACGCGGCAGAAGCAGCAGUAGAUGCGUUCCAAAAAGAUGGCGCGCAAAGCGAAAACCGCACGAUGAGACAGAUGCCUGCCGAGUAGCAUGCACAGUACACACACAGUACACACACAGUACACACACACAGAGUACACACACACAGUACACACACACAGUGCACACAGUACACACACAGUACACACACACAGUACACACACAGAACCCACACACACAGUACACACACAGUACACACACACAGAGUACACACACACAGUACACACACAGUACACACACAGUACACACAAUACACACACACAGUACACACACAAUACACACACAUUACACACACAAUAUAUACACACACAGUACCCACACACAGUACACACACAGUACACACACAGUGCACACACACACAGUACACACACACACAGUACACACACAGACACAGUACACACACACACAAUACACACACACACAGUACACACACACACAGUACACACACAAUACACACACAGUACACACACACAAUACACACACAGACAUACAAUACACACACAGUACACACACACAGUACGCAUAGUACACGUGCAAUGUUGUCCCACUUUCGACCGCAUCGCCACCGCAUCUGCACUAAUUCAAAACCGCACACAUUGCGAAUUUUGGGUAAAAAUAGUUUCGCUCGAAAUUGCACAAACCGAACCCCUGCGCAGAGCGAUGGAAACCUCUAUUCAUUGUCGCUUGUAUAUAUAUAUAAUUAUUUUGUGUUGUCCAGGGCCCAGAGACAAUUUUACGGAAUGGAGCGUUCUCCCAAAUCGGAGGUCGCGUGGCCUCCGACGCCCACAACGGGGACACGAGAGAGAGGUUCACUAAAUGAACGAGAUCUGCUCGGAGCGAGCCGUGGUCGGUUUCAUAAAACACCUCCUUCCGCGAUGUUUCCCACCGAAAAGUUCGCGAACGGAGUUAUGCGUGUUAACGAAGCAGGAAUAUGUUUUCCACUUGAGGAAUUUUAUACGCCACUGCCCGGUAAACGCCCCAACGUCGUUUGGGCCAACGUUGGGGGCGAACGUUGGGCGAACGUUGGCCCCGAAACCGUUGGGGGGGGGGGGGCGUCGUUGUGCCAGAGGUUGAAACCCGAUCAUUGGUUCGAACGUUGGCGUAUUUGCUGGGUAGCGGCAGCAGAGGGUGUUUGGGGAUUCCAGGAGGUGUGCACGGGACAAAGAUGAGGUGUCAAUCAGCGGUCGCGCGUGCGCGUGAUGGUUCGUCUUCUUCUUCUGCUUCCUUAUUUCCUCGCCACGACGAGCGGUUAUUAGCGAGCGGGGGGGUGGGGAGGGACAGGCGCUUAUUUUGAGCCGUGAUGAGAAGUGGAGCGCGUUUGCUGGGUGAAAGCAGGCUUUAACCACGCGCGCGCAGACUCGCGCACACAAAGAGGACCUCCCCCCACCGCCGGCCUCCCACGCCUUCCCCAAAAACUACCGUUGUGACGGCACAGUCCAACGUCGCGUAUCCGACUCGCAGGGGACUGAGGCAGAGGCCGAUUUGCGAAACGUCGAUGGACAACGCCAGUGGGCGUGGGGCGGUUAACUUGGUGAGCGUGGAUUUGUGACGGUCGGAUACGUGGCGAUGCGCUGGUCUAUGCUAUGGUGAGCAAGUGCCGUUAGCGAGCACCCAUUUGGGCUUUCGAGGUCGUGCGGGCAGAUCCACGUUUUCGCGAGGCUGCCUUUGUCUCCCCAGUGCUAACGUUUUACACAUCGCGUUAGCUACGAGUUUAAGGCUGCGUCGACCUAGGGGAAGCCCAGUAAAGGUUCAAGAUAUCACUCAUCACUGAUGUUAGCCACGGCCAGACAUCGAACCCAGGUGGCCGGGUUUACAGUGCUGUGCGAAAACCAUCACGCUAUUGGGGCAAGUGCUGUUAGCGAACACCCAAGAGGACCGGCACGGCACACGAGGGAGUGGUUUGCCAGCACCGCGCUCGGCCGCCUUUGUCUCCCCAGUGGCGAUGUUUAUACAUCGCACACAGGUAACUCAUUUAUAGCCGAGUCGACCUAGGGGGGGCCCAGGACGGGUUCAGAAAAUCCUCGCUGACGUUGGCCUUGAGCGGGAAACCGAACUCGGGGUGGGGGGCGGGUUUCUUUCCGGGUUUGUUGCGAGUGCAGCAGCGGCUGAACACCGUGCCACCGCUCCCACUCACACGCGCUCCCACUCACACGCGCGUACACAAACACACGCGCGUACACAAACACGCGCACGCACGCGCGCGCGCAGAGGGCGCGGCGCGUUCGUUAAUUUGAGCAGGUUCCGCGCAUUGCGUCGGCUUGUUUCUGCGUUAAUUCUACACGCGCAGAUAAAUCGCAGAAACCCAUUAGGCUUUCCACUACGCCCAUUACGGCAAGCUCCCGGUAAUUGCCGCUCAGCCUCAUUAGGGUCUUCUCCCCACCGCGCUGGAGGCGUGGAUUACGGUUUCAGAGGCGCGCCGAAGUAGUGUCUUAUUUCCGAGCGCAUCUGUGCAAGUGGUAGAACAUUUUUUUUACAGACACAUUUAUAUAUUUUUUAUUAUUAUUUUGUCCUCUUUGUUGUUGGAGUCACCGUUUUAUUUUGUCAACGGAGCUCAUUUCAACGAGACGUCUCUGUCUGUGCUGAGACGCAAGUCACUUCGCCCGAGCCUGCAAACUCAAAUUUUUAACCCGUCCGCGCCACUAGAGUACAAGCUAUACGCCUAUUCACAAUAAUAUAACAUUUUUUCUCGGUAUUAUUGGCCACAUUACUCUGUGGUGGUGAUGAUGUUGUUGCUGCUGCGUUGGCAGCGGUGCACAAGCACAAGUAAUAAUAAUAAUAAAUCAACACACAAAAGUCUAUAUUAGGUGAUGUUUUGGACAAAGGCCAUUUUUCAAAGACCAUACAGAGGCCACUUAUUAUCUCUACCGCUCUGGACUCUCUCUCUUGGGUGCUCUAAAGAAGAGGCCACACGCAGUGGUAUUGACGAAUGUGUAACGUUUUUAUUUAUUUAUUUUACCGCCGCACCAGCUAUUAAUUUCAGUCUGAGUCGACCUCGGGGCAGGCCCAUGGUCCGGUUCAUGUUGGCCGUGAGCAGCAAAUCUAACUCGGGGGGGGGGGGGGGGGUGAAUGGUGCGUCACCAGAUCCAUAGCGUAGUGCAGCGCUAACCACUGCGCCACCGCUCCCCAGAAAGUACACACACACAAAACAGACGAGGUUGUCAUUUAAAUAUACAGCUUUUCCGCCUAUAUUUCUGUAAUCGUACGAGGAAUUAUGAAAUUAGCGUCACGAGGACUUCGAUGGACACGGCGCACUCAAACAAUUCUCGGUGCCGGUGUUGCGGAUUGUUGCGUUGGCAUCGCCUGUGGCUGACGGCAGCGGCUAGGUCCAGCAACCUGUGAUGGGGUCCGAGGGGAAGUGUGGUUUAAAUCGCAAGUGGGUAAACUUGUUACAACAAAAUAUACAUAAAAUAACUGGGCGGUCAAAUCGUUUUCACCGAAUGUGAACAAGUGAAGGCGUGUCGCACAGACUUCCCGUUAAAAAAAAAAAAAACAGCGUUAUCGGCUCGUUUAAGGUUGUUUGCCCGUACUUCACCGCGUGGGUCAGUGCGGGUUUGCGAACGCGUGGAGAGUUUUUAUUUUUGCAUCUGGGAGCAUCAGAGUGGGGCACUUCCCCGCAAUGUAGUCGCCGCCGCCGCCGCAGAUUUUUGUCCACGGUGGUGGUCACCCACCCAAGCCACGGUUCAGGCUCCAAAAUCCGCGUAGUCUUCCAAGACGCCGCAUUCCUGGGUGAUUCGGUCAUCGUCAACGGACGCUUACGUCACGCUAAAAUCUUGAUUUACUUUUGCACAAACUCCACAACAAUGAGUAAUUAACCAAUCGAUGGUUAACCUACGUGUGGUCGGAAUGUGGACUAUUCACUGCUGGCACAGGGACCCCACCAGCUCCCCUAUGGACACGAGCACUUCCCCCACUCACGUGUGAGCAUCGGGGGUAGGUGGACGCGGGGGUGAUAUGUCGGCUGUAUUUUUCAGAAUCGAUUCAUGCGGAAACAAAACGCUCGGGUUCCUUUCGUUUUACCAUCGCGUGCUUGGGUUUAAUUACGAGUGUCCGAUCCUCGUGUGUAUGCGUGCGCAUGAUGAAUUGUAGUAUUAUUCUUUCAACGUGACCCACCCGCCCGUCCUGCCAGCCAGAAAAACUUUGUUUUUAUUUUUUACGGUAUGAUUAUGCUUGUUUUAUUAAGGAAAACCUCACUGAGUCUCACGACUCAUUUUCAGGAGUGCCCUGCCAGGCUUUCACGGUAGGGGUGGGCGAUGAUUGCCACGUGUAAUCCCAAUUGAGUGACUCGCGGUGUCAUUUCACCAAUUUGGCAAGUUUGGACCACGACGCACAGUGGGCGCUGCUCUUCCGAACGACGUCACGGGAUCAAUUUGCUGGGAGCCUGCCCAUUAAGGCGAGCCUCCCAGUAAUUGCUACUCAGCCUCAUUAGGUACCUUCCCAGCCGCGCUGGAGGCGUGGAUCACAGGGCGAAGUCUCGGCGCGGUCGUUGCGUAUCCCCUGGGCACGUCGUUUGUGAACGUGAAGCGGGCGGCGCGACGCAUCGCCAACACGCGCGCCGCCGGAGUCAUCGUGGGCGUACGGCGGGUUCCAAACCCACGGACCAAUGCAGCAAGCGGCGAUGCGUCGGUGAAUUAAUCCAUCGGUUUGAAAUCCGAUCUUUCGUCCACGACGCGCAGCAUAGUAAUAACAGGAGUCCGAUAAUAACAAUUAUUUAAAAAAUAAAUUCAGCGCCUAUAAUCGAAAUAUCACAAAGCGCUGUCUGCGUGCAAAUGUCAACGAUCUAUACCAAACAAGAUGAAGUAAAACUUUUAUACAAGACACGGGAAUUAUGGUGAACAGAUCGCAUCAACGCAAUGGUCUAGUGCUCCAAGAGCAACGCUAUAGAAGUGAUUUGCUAUUGCAGGUACAUGGCGUAGCCACGAGCCCAGUAAACGUGCCAGCCUUGGCCCAACGUUGGCAUGUGGCUGGAACCGUUGGGCGAACGUUGGGCCAACGUCCCACGUUUCCUGAUAGAAUUCUAAUGUUUGGUUUGAGUGUCGAACACAUCGAGGUCACCUUCAACAGUCUUGACAAAAUACCGAACAUACAAAAUAGUGGCACGAGUAAGUGGCCCUUCGUGAACCCGCGCCUGCAGUCCGGUGACUUGGGAGGCAUGGCUGGUUGAUCGUGUGUACAUCCGAUCACCCAUCAUAUUAGCGAGACACCCACCUUUGGGGUAGCGAGGUUGUGUCUGCGGUAGGCAGCGCAGCAAGUAGGUUAACGACACGCGAAGUCGUGGACUCGUUUGGGUCCCCCCCUCCGGGGCCAUCUGCUCGAUGCGCACAUGCGACAAUUACUUGAGGGGGAGAAGAAAUGAACCGGCUACAACAUCCCAGUGGUCGCAGGACCCUCCUAAACUUGAGUCCCUGAGACUCGGAGAGGCUUUCCUGGGCUAACAAAGGCAUUUGCUUCGUAAAAACGAGUAGCGAUGGAAAAGUUCAUGCCCUGGCGUCGAAAGCAACGAGUGAAUCUCAUGAAAGCUGGGCUACGUCUGGACAUCGUUCUCUUGAGGUGCAGUGCACUUGGUCCAGGGUCGUCAUCAAUAUCGUCAGCGACGUGCCGAGGAUAUUAAACCUCGCAAGAACGAUUUGCCUCGCUCCUCAAACCAUGCCGAACUCACAGCUCUCACGCCGCUUCAUUUGUCACGAGAAAACCACUCGCGUUGCCCACGAGUGACUCUUUAACUGACAACAUAUGGAAGGCACUGGGAGCCAGGUUUGGUGAUUGUGAGUUUUCUGCGGAUUUCUCUGGAUAUUCUCUAUUUUUCUCUCGGUGCUUCAGAUUUCUCCAAUGUUUUUUUUUAUUCAGUGAACACUUUAUGAGUUGCAAUUCAAAUUUUUUUUCUUCUCAAAACUAGAGCGAUAAUAUAUCGCCGUGCAACAUGUUAACCCUUCAAGUAGCGUACCUUUAACUGAACAUUUCACCCUUUGCUUUAAUCCGAAGUCUCGCCACGAACUUUCACACCAUCGCUUACGCUUACGAGAUAAGUCGCUCUCUUUACCGGGGUGUCCGUCACACCGGAAUUCCAUCCGAGUGGUGGACGUCUCGUCGAGUGUGCAGACGGUGCAACUGCAUUGGUGAACCACGCCGACCAGUAGGGCCCCAAGGCAUCGGGCUACAAACAGUGGCGUGGGGUGGAAAUUGAACCGGGGGCCCCAAUUGACAUAUCUUGUCCCCAGGGCCCAUGCCAACCGCGCCACGACGUUACGCCAUGGGUGGGGGGGGGGGACUGCGUUUCGUCGUCGCGGAAAGAGGGUGCGGACGCAGCCGCUCACGGGUGAAGAUCGACGCGGGGAUGAGAGAGAAAAGAGGAAGAGCCGAGACGGCGCCGUGGCAAAAAGUGGCUCCCGCUCGAUCUGGCCAAAACAUCAAACAAACAAAAACAAUCCCGGGACAAGACCCGCGUGCGAUUCCGUGGCGUCCGCGUCGGGACACCCCCCACCCCCCCCGCCCUGGGCGAUCGGUCGCACGCAACUCGGUUCCGUGCGACUGAAUCCCACGCACGCGCGUUGGCGUUGACGCGCGUGCGUGCGGCGAUCAAGCCGGGCAACUGGCUGCACCUGGCGGGGCGACGUGGAGUUUGCUUCGGAGCGGACACACCGAGUUGCGGAGGUUUUAGUCGCCGCUCCGUCGUGGCUGGUGGCUUUUUCGUUUUUCGCGACCUUGUCCGUCGGGCUACUUGGCCACUCUCGGCGGGAACGUCGUUGUCGGCGGAACCGCUGGGGGAGGGGAGGGGAGGGGCGGGGCGGGGUGAUCGACCAACUGAUCGAUGGAUCGAUCAGUUGGUCGAUCGAUCGCCGGUGCGGAAAUGUUACGAGAACGUUGCAGAUCGUUUUUUUUUUUUCGGCGCGCGAGACAAAACAAAAACGGCCUUAAGUUGCAAUUUUUUCUACCAAAUAUGUGUUUCUCGGAACAGGAGUUGUCUGUGUUAGUCUUAGUGCACUGACACGCUGUCGCAGACUUCCAUGGCUAUACUUUGGUAUCGCGUUUACGUGUAGUAGAGAGCAGUUUGUGUUGCGAGUCAGUUCCGACAAACUGAUGCGUUCAGAUGUCACCUGUUGUUUUAGCGGCGUCGAUAUGAUUUCACGAUAGCGAUUAGAACUUUCGACCUGGACGGUGAAUUUAAUGAACAGCACAGCGGUUUAGUAAUACGUUGGAAAAAAAUAAAAAAAAUAUUAGUUAGUAUCAUUAAUGGUGAUUAUGAAAAUCGAGGCACUUCUUAAAAGAGGGUUACGUUGGUUAUCGGUCAGCACACUGGACCUGGCAAUCCAUAGGUCGCCUGGAUUGAUUCCAUUUCCCGGCACGGCAGUCGAAACAACGGUGCGAGGUUUUUUCUUAAAUCUCCACUCCCCCACCCGCCUCCUGCCCCCCACCCGCCCCCGCCUCUGUCCACCCAUCAGUGUAAAUGGGUAGCGCUUAGUCGAUAGGGGCAGGUUGCUUCUGGCGGGGGGGAUAGUGUGGGUAUGUCCCCGCCUCGAUCAAGACGUACCUGCCCGCGUGGAGGAGUAGGGCCACAGUCAGUGAGUGGCCCUCUGGGGGACAAUUCGCUGGCAGUAGCGCGAGUUAGGACACUGAGGUGGGGGGGAAGGGAUGAUCUUGCACCUUUCUAUUUAUACUGUAGAGCGGAUUAAAUUUUUAAUUGGUUUAUUGCGACGAAAUUAUUCGAUCGAGAUGAAUAUCAUUUAGUGCACUAUUUGCCAUAUUUUUUACCAAGGUCUUACCAGGGUGUUUGUGUCGGGGUUUUUUGUUUGGUGGGGGAAGGGGGAGGAAAAUGAGAAUAAAUAAUUCAGCGGUAUGGCAUCGGAGGACAUGCGAGGUCAACAGAGGUCAACUCGUCAUGCCUCGUAGCGUAAGCGUUUUUUGAACGCCAUUAACGUAAACGCGCGCCUAAACAAAAUCGACAAAAUAUAUAAACUAAUUUGUAAAGAAAGCCGAUAAAAGCGUGCAAAAAAGUUCCACGCUAGGAGAGAUUAAAAAAAAAUUGUAAAAAAAAAAAUUCGAAUAAAAAAUAAUAAUACAAAUUUAACUUGCAACAGAAAACUUCGCCGAGCCAGAUGGACGCAGGGGCCAGGAGAAAAGAAGAAGAUGGCAACAACAAAGUGUCUCAGCUGUGGCUGUAGAAGCGUCGUGAAGAGUGGAGGCCGUCGUAGACGGCGAUAGGGAAACAUUUCACGACGAUGCGGGUGUGGGUGGGUGGGUGUGGGUGGGGGGAUGGGGUAAAAUAAAAACCGAAAGAUUCUACAUUUUCUAGGGAGUCCCGUUGUAAACUACUCUGGCUGUAUUUUGUAUGUAAUUUUCUAGCACAUCUGACGCGUCAUUUCGUGUAGGCCAACGUGUGGCUCCCCUCCACCGCGUGCAUCCCUUACCCCCCCCUUUACCCCCCCCCCCCCCGUACUCCCCUCCAUGCCGUGCUUGAGAUAUCAGGCUUUCGGAAUGAGCCACGUGCGUGGUGUUUGUGACCCAGCCCUGCAUCCCCUCCCCGCCGUCUCCCUCGACUUCCAAGUCCGAUUGUAAUGUGACGUCGUCUCGGCAAGAGGCAUUUGUGUCAAAUUAAAUCUCCUCUCAAA
Lethenteron reissneri (Far Eastern brook lamprey) is the source of this 17622-nucleotide messenger RNA. RefSeq names its product plexin-A2-like. Gene Ontology annotation, cellular component: plasma membrane; semaphorin receptor complex. Gene Ontology annotation, biological process: semaphorin-plexin signaling pathway; regulation of cell migration. Gene Ontology annotation, molecular function: protein binding; semaphorin receptor activity. Lineage: Eukaryota; Metazoa; Chordata; Hyperoartia; Petromyzontiformes; Petromyzontidae. The record is from RefSeq and is a predicted model, not a curated record.